Molecule: messenger RNA, 1137 nt
Organism: Symbiodinium sp. CCMP2592
Lineage: Eukaryota; Dinophyceae; Suessiales; Symbiodiniaceae
Source: the annotation of a GenBank genome assembly
AUGUCGGUGGCCCUUUACGCCUCCGAUGGACAUGCUGGGCAGUGUGGCAUGCAGGAAGAAGACUACUCAGGAGGCGUUCUCCUGGCUCUCACCCUAGGGAUCGUGGCGGUCAUUGUCGGCACGCAGAUCUGGUGUAGCCGUUCCAUAUGGGGGCGCCUUGAUGUUUUGACGUUUCAGCUUGAGCAAUUGACGACGGCUGUCCGGCAAAUCCAGGCGCUGGUUCAUGUGGAAAACGACUUCACUCGCAGCCGAUCCGGAGAGCAUGCGCGGGAUGCCCAAGCCCGCAUCCAGGCAGUGAUGAACAAGCUCAUGCGAACAGCGGAGGAGGUGGCCUCGAUCCAUGCCAUGCACGCGAACAUGGGGAACACCCUACGUUCCCACCAACUGGAACUGCAGAAACUUUUGCUUCAGUCCAAACGAGAUGUUGAAGCUACCCUACAGCAGGUCCGGACCAAGCUUGGGGAGAAGGUGGGAGGAGUCACCACGGACGUACAGGCCAUCCUGGACAAGGCCAUUGAGUCGGCUGCAAGUAAGUCCGAUAGCGUGGUGGAGUCCAUGAAGGAGCAGAUCAAGUCGGAGUACGCGUCGGUGAUCACUUUCCUGAGCCCCCUCAAGCGAUCACAGGAACAGUUCACGACAGCUAUGGGCAGCCGUUUCAAUGAUGUGUUGAAAGAAGUGGCCAAUGCUGCCUACAAUUUGACGAAGCAGGGCAAAGAUACCGCUGCCCAAGCCCGCUGGAUUCAGCAUACUGUGGACAACGUGCAGACUCACACGGAUCAUUUGCCAGAUAAAAUGAAUUUUAUCCGGAGUCUCCUCGAAAACAUGAGGGACUCCGUCGAGCAGAUCCAGAAAGACAUUGCUGCCUUGGACGCCGAACGUGCUGAGGCAGGGUCUCCUGUUGAUGCACCGGGGGAGCCUGUGCCGGACCGUGACCAGUGGUCCAGGGCAAGCCCGAGCCCACCACCACCGGUGGCUCCGCCCACUAUGUUGAACCUGGACGAGUCACUCCCGGUCCAGAUGACGGGCACGCUCAACCGGCAGAGCUACCUCAUGCCGAUUGGGCUCCCAGAUGGGAGAACGGUUUUCAUCCCGAGGGGAGUUCUGCAACAGAUGCUUGGGCCGACACAGGUGAUGUAA